AUGAUAGAACAAUUAGGUCCACCUACACUAUUCUUUACUCUAAGCUCGGCUAAUACAAAAUGGCCUGACCUGCAUAAGUUGUUCCCAAAAACACAGUCAAAUACUGUGCACCACAACAGAAUGCAAUUUAUUGAGAAUUUAGUCAAUAACCCACAUAUAACAACUUUAUACUUGCACUUAAGAUUUCAGAUAUUUCGUGAUGAAGUCAUUGUCAAACAGUUGCAUGCCACUGACCACUGGUACAGAUAUGAAUGGCAACACCGAGGCUCUGCCCAUAUUCAUGGCUUUCUUUGGCUGCCACAAGCACCUAAUAUUGACAACCUUGAUUCGUCGAACCAUGAAAGCAUUCAAUCAGUAAAAAACUUAUUUGACCAGUACAUCACAACAUGGAAUCCACGCACUGAAGUGGACCACUUAAACAAGCAAUAUAUACCUGCAAUUUCAAAUCCAUGUCUUUCAAAUACAGGUGUAAUUUCUAGAUCUGAGCCUUGCACUGAUUACACUGAAUUAGUGAAUGUUGUUCAAUGCCAUAUGAAGUGUCUAGAGUAUACUUGCUUGAAAAAAAACUCAACACUUAAAUGUCGAUACAAAGCACAUUGGCCUGAACAACAUGACUCAUCAUUGACUUUAGACCAUAAUAAUAACCCAUCAUACAAGCCAGCAAGGAAUGAUAGUCGCCUCAAUGUUCACAACCCAAUGAUGCUCGCCAUAUGGAGGGCUAAUGUUGACUGUCAGGCAAUAUGCUCCAAAAAGGCAAUUCUCCAAUAUAUCUCAAAAUACGUAUCGAAAACUGAACAUAAAUCAGAAAGCUAUAUUGACAUAUUAAAAAGAAUUGUUGGAUUAAUAAAUUCAGAAGAUACAAUUCUCUUAGCAUAUCAUAGAUUCAUGAUGGGAAUUGUUGCUGAUAGGGACAUUAGUACUCAAGAAACUUGCCACAUGUUGCUUAAACUCCCCUUGAUCUCUUGCACACGUCAGUUUGUGAACCUCAAUGUUGGAAAAAAAAUCUUCCAACUGUAA
Messenger RNA from Cryptomeria japonica (Japanese cedar), 1017 nucleotides. RefSeq lists its product as uncharacterized. NCBI's taxonomy places the organism in Eukaryota, Viridiplantae, Streptophyta, Pinopsida, Cupressales, Cupressaceae. The record is from RefSeq and is a predicted model, not a curated record. The transcript has a single exon. The coding region runs from base 1 to 1017 and encodes 338 amino acids.